Molecule: messenger RNA, 2607 nt
Organism: Fundulus heteroclitus (mummichog)
Lineage: Eukaryota; Metazoa; Chordata; Actinopteri; Cyprinodontiformes; Fundulidae
Gene: tcp11l2
Product: t-complex 11, testis-specific-like 2
Exons: 10
Coding region: 127-1734 (535 amino acids)
Biological process (GO): signal transduction
Source: RefSeq, a predicted model, not a curated record
CUGAAGUCCGAGCCUCAGCCUGGGACCUUUAAACGGCUGGCAGUUAAGAGUACAAGUCGACGGUGUCAAGGCUGUGGUGUCAGACUUCUUUUGUGCAGAUAUCUGUGAGCGCAGCUGCCAGCCAGGAUGCCUCUAAACGAUGACGAGCAAUCCACCUCCACAUCACGAAGCGAGGACCACGGAAGCGACGCGGAGUCGUCGCUCGCCAGUGACCCAGAUUGCUCCCGCAGCAGCUUCAACAGCGACGGCUCCAGCAAGCACUGCACACCCUCCUCAAGUCCACCCAAAACACUUUCACUCGACGAAGUCAUGGAGACUGCAAGAGACCUUCACGAUCUAAAACUUGCACAUGACAUUGCCAGUUAUGGUCUCCAUGUCGAAGUAAUCCAAGAACCAGCGAACAGUUUAUGGAAAACAGUGAAAGACAACGUCCACAAGGCGUAUUGGGACAUCCUGGAGGCCGAGCUGAACGACGACCCGCCUGAAUAUCGGCACGCCAUUAAAUUAUUAGAGGAGAUCAGAGAGAUGUUGCUGUCUUUCCUGAAUCCGGGCGCCAAUCGGAUGCGGACCCAGAUCAUGGAGGUGCUGGACCUGGACCUGAUUCGUCAGCAGGCUGAAAACAAUGCCGUGGACAUCCAGGGGCUUGCCUCCUACAUCAUCGCCACCAUGGGCAAGCUCUGUGCUCCCAUUAGGGAUGAAGAGAUCAGGAAGCUGCAAGAAAGCACAGAUAACAUAGUUCCACUACUCAAGGAGGUAUUCCGUGUUCUAAACCUGAUGAAUGUAGACAUCAUCAACAGUACAAUCCAAGGCCUGAAGCCUACUCUGCAGCAGUACGGCGUGGAAUACGAGAGGGAAACGUUUCAGAAAAUCCUCGACAAAACACCCACUGCUUUAAAGCGGACCACCUCCUGGAUCGAGUCAGCGCUGGAGGAGCUGCUGCCGCCCACCGUCCCUCCGGGAAAACCUGACGAGGCGGGCAAAGGACUGCGCGCCCUUCCUGGUCCCAUCCAAAUCUUUAACACGGCCUGCCUGCGUUUUCUCACAUGGGGGGACUUUUCUGAGACUCUAGUGCCUGAGACCUGGGUGAUGGACGAAAGCCGUCUGGAAGAUAUUCAGCAGCAGCUCAAGGCGUGUCAGAUAGUGAACGAGGUGCUGCUCAUUGUGAACAGCACCGUCGGGGGGCCGCUCCAGGGGAUCUCAUCGCUCUCUGACCGCUUGAAGAGGAUGAUCACCGUGCUGCUACAGGGGAUGCACAGGCCGCCAGUUCGUCCUACUUUGCUCCCUGCACAAAAACCAAUGGACUUUAACCUGGAAGAAACACUAGAGGGCGUCAGUGCUCAGAUUUGCAGUGAGCUCAACAAGUCUUUGACUGAGAGGAACUACCCCCCACUGAGCCCAGAGCUGCAGGCCUCACUUAGAGGACAGAUCUGCAGCCUCACCCAGAAGGACAACCCCAUCCGCACUCUUGUUGAGGACCGCGUGCAGCAGUACUUCACGGCGCUCCUCUCCGAACCCAAAACCCAGACCAAACUGGAGCAGGUUCCUGCCGGCCUGACUGCCAUCAAGCCCGAACUGGUACUGAUUGGGAAAACGUUCAUCUCUCUGAUCAACUACAACUGGGCUGUCUACGGACCUUUCUAUAUGGACAUCUUCAAGAAGCUGCUGUUUGGUAGCAGCCCACCACGGCCGGUCCAUCAGGAACAAGCGCCGAACUGCCACGUCUCUCCUGAGUAACAGAAAGAGGUUUUUUGUUGUUGUUGUUGUUUGGUCAGGCAUGAAGGGAACCUGAGUAGAUGAGGAGGAAAAAAUGUUCGACCUACUGACUAUGUUACAACAAUAGCUCAAAUAUGAGAUCAAAAUUACAAAAUAGUUAUGUUACAGAUCAACAUUUUUAAGGUUUCGAUCCGUGAACAUUCAUUUUCAGAACCCAAACUGUUACAGUAUUUUAUUCUGACACCCAAGUUAAUCGCUUGCAGGCUGUAAAUAAGUCAACAAAGGGCACAUAGCAAACCUUUAUAAAGCAAUACGGAAAAUGCGUAUAUUUUCAGAGAAGUUUUACAGAUUCCUUCCAUAUACGAGGAUUUUAUUACUGAAACAAGUGCAACAAAGCAGUAUAUUUAAGUUCUAGUAAAAUUGUACUGUACAUAGUAAGUGCCACAUUCAACGCUGACUUUUAUAUGUCAGCACUCUGAUUUCUGUUGUUUGAACCAUAUAUGGGUUUGCGCUACUUGUUUGCAUGAGUAGCUUGUUGUAGAAGUUCUUAUGUUUGCCACAUGUUGUGUUUUUGACUUGUUCCGUUAACACAUUUGCCAGUGGAGGGCUUCUUGUUUGUAUAGGUCUUUGUGUCGCUGCACACCUAAAGAUGCUCAUUUCUGUGUGUUUUUCAGUAUUUGUUGGGCUCGUUUGUUUGUUUGUUUGAACAAAUUGAGGGAGAAAAAGGUGCUGAACUUGUCGGGGGAGUUAAUGCUCAAAGAUUUCCAGCAUACCUUAAUAUGCACAAGGAAACGCAGUUUACAAGAAAACGUGGAAGGUUGAUGUUAUUUUUCCAUGUAGCACAGUUAAUAUAAUAAAACUUGAAUAAAAAGUGUUUUGUUGAUACCAAAUAAA